UUGGGGAGCGGCAGAGAGGGGGGUGCAGAGUCAGCAGUUGAGGGAUUGGGGCCAUGCCAGCCUGAUUAGGAGGGCUGGGGGCUGAGCUGGAUUCACCUGUCCUUGUCUCUGAUUGGCUCCUGGAUACCAACAACCCCCAAAUCCUACUAAGCAGCCCCACCAGGGCCUGCACAGAUCCGUAGACAGCCAUUGGAUUCCCAGUUCUGGGGUCAGAAGGGUGUCUGGGGAGGCCAGAGGCUGGCCUGAGCCUGACUCUGGGGACCCCCUCCAUCCAGAAGAACCAACUCACCGCCCUCCUCCUUCACCUCCUGCCGGGACCAUGGGGGCUGGGGCCAGCGCUGAGGAGAAGCACUCAAGGGAGCUGGAAAAGAAGCUGAAAGAAGAUGCUGAGAAAGAUGCUCGAACUGUGAAACUGCUGCUUCUGGGUGCAGGUGAAUCUGGGAAGAGUACCAUUGUCAAGCAGAUGAAGAUUAUCCAUCAGGACGGGUACUCACUGGAAGAGUGUCUCGAGUUCAUUGCCAUCAUCUAUGGCAACACACUACAGUCCAUCCUGGCCAUCGUGCGUGCCAUGACCACACUCAACAUCCAGUACGGAGACUCUGCGCGCCAGGAUGACGCCCGGAAGCUGAUGCACAUGGCGGACACCAUCGAGGAGGGUACGAUGCCCAAGGAGAUGUCAGACAUCAUCCAGCGGCUAUGGAAAGACUCCGGUAUCCAGGCCUGUUUCGAGCGAGCCUCAGAGUACCAGCUCAACGACUCCGCUGGCUACUACCUCUCAGACCUGGAGCGCCUGGUAACCCCGGGCUACGUGCCCACCGAACAGGAUGUGCUGCGCUCCCGUGUCAAGACCACGGGAAUUAUUGAGACGCAGUUCUCCUUCAAGGACCUCAACUUUCGGAUGUUCGAUGUGGGCGGGCAACGCUCAGAGCGCAAAAAGUGGAUCCACUGCUUUGAGGGGGUGACCUGCAUCAUCUUCAUCGCGGCGCUGAGCGCCUACGACAUGGUGCUCGUGGAGGACGACGAAGUGAACCGCAUGCACGAGAGCCUGCACCUGUUCAACAGUAUCUGCAACCACCGCUACUUCGCCACCACGUCCAUCGUGCUCUUCCUCAACAAGAAGGACGUCUUCUCGGAGAAGAUCAAAAAGGCGCACCUUAGCAUCUGCUUUCCGGACUACAACGGGCCCAACACGUAUGAGGACGCCGGCAACUACAUCAAGGUGCAAUUCCUCGAGCUCAACAUGCGACGCGACGUGAAGGAAAUCUAUUCCCACAUGACGUGCGCCACCGACACGCAGAACGUCAAGUUUGUCUUCGACGCUGUCACCGACAUCAUCAUCAAGGAGAACCUCAAAGACUGCGGACUCUUCUGAGGUGCAUGCGUCCCUGAGACCCUGCAGCCCUUGCCACCUUGUAGCCCCAAUGCACAUGACCCUAUCAGUCCCCCAGGAUUCCUGGGCCCCAGCCUGUGGCCCCACCAGCCACACACUCAACACCCUAAACCCUGCUAGCCUUGAGGCCCUAUAACCCUCCCUCGUGGCUCCCAGGAUUCUCAGGUCUCCAAGAGUCCAAUGCCCCCAGCCACCCCAGCACUGCCCUUCACGGCCUGGCUGCACUGGCCUCCCAGACCUACCACAGCCAGCCCCAGCUAGGAGCAAGCAGGACUUGGGGCAGCUACAGCUCAUGGUGACUCAGCAGUACCCCCACUGACCAAUCUCCUGCCUCUCUUCUGCCCCAGGAGGCCCAUGACUCACCUGGCCA
Dama dama (fallow deer) is the source of this 1760-nucleotide messenger RNA. RefSeq names its product G protein subunit alpha transducin 1 (gene GNAT1). Gene Ontology annotation, cellular component: heterotrimeric G-protein complex. Gene Ontology annotation, molecular function: GTP binding; GTPase activity; G protein-coupled receptor binding. The record is from RefSeq and is a predicted model, not a curated record. NCBI's taxonomy places the organism in Eukaryota, Metazoa, Chordata, Mammalia, Artiodactyla, Cervidae. Gene Ontology annotation, biological process: adenylate cyclase-modulating G protein-coupled receptor signaling pathway. The coding region runs from base 320 to 1372 and encodes 350 amino acids. The transcript is spliced from 9 exons.